AAAUCCGAAGAGUGGGAGAAAUGGGGAUUAAGGAUGUCCCAGAAGUGAUAGAAACGAAUUCGGAAGCUGCACUCAAUGGACAUGUUCACAAUCUAUCAAGCAUAAAUUUAUACGAGAAUGAAGAUAAUUGGGAUAAAAUUGAGCAUUCCAUUAAGUUAUUAUUAGCAAUAACCAAAGGUGGCGCGUAUAAGUAUGAUAAAUAUUUCGAAAUAUUACGUACACAUUCGGAUGGUUUAGUUAGGGCACUCAAUAGUGAUAGAUCGCGACUUAUGAGCUGCGCUGUAGAUACAUUAGCAGGUAUAGCCCCUCGUCUUGGUCAUAAAUUCGAUCACUUUACUUUUACUUUCAUACCUACAUUAAUCAAGUUAACUUCAAAAAGCACGAAAAUAUAUGUCGUUAAAGCUAAAAAGGCUCUAAUUACUAUUAUUUCUACGACGCGAUUAGGUUCAAUAUUAGGUCAUUUGAGGAAUGGUAGUGAUGAUAAAGCUCAAACGAUGCGUUUAGCUGUAGUAGAAGCACUUUACACUGCUAUGGAAGUUUACGAUGUUGCUGUACUUCGUAGUCGGAUUGCUGAUAUUGAAACUGUAAUGAAGGGUGGCGCGACAGACUCAAAUGCGGAUGUCAGAGCAGUCUCAAAGAAGAUCUUUGGAAUGUAUACUGAGAAGUUUGACGAGAGAGUUGAUCAAUUCACAGAUCCUCUGACACCUACUAUAAGAAAGUACUUACAGAUUGCACCACGAAAUGCAAAUGCGAUGAACGCCAAAAAGGCGGCACCGAUGCGACCACUUCGUGAAAAAAUUGAGAAAGUCGAGAAAGUUGAGAAAAAUGGCGAAGAAAGACCACUGUCAAGCAGUACAGGUGGGCCGUUACGUCCACCCCAUGUCAGCUCUAGUAUAAACACAAACAAUAACCAUGAUGCUGGUGCUGUAAGAUUUUCGAAAUCGACAUCAGCAGCUACGCAUUCUCAGACUGCACCAUCACGAUCAUUAUCUUCCUCCACCCAUGAACAACAUCAGCCAGGACCAUCGAGAGCCGUCAGUCAAAAACCAGCCGAGAGACCGCGAAGCACUACGCCAACAAAUACAGCGCCAAAUACAGGUACGGGCGCACGAAGACCCUUGUCAAAGACCUCUGCCUCUAGUGGUGCAGGUGGUGCGAGACGGCCAGCUGCUGGUGUCGGCUUGUCGAGGCGAGUUGAGAAGCCAAACGAGGCCUCUACACCUUCAGCAGCAGGCUAUACACGUUUUGCUGUCAAACCUCUACCUAACAAAGAUUCGACUGAUAAGUCAACUGGCAGAACGAUGGCUGCAGGUGUUAGAGCCAAAAUACUCAACAUACAAGAGCGUAAUACAAUCAAAAGGAAAGGAAGUGAUAAUAAUGUGGAUAAAGAGAACGAAGAAUCCAAUGAUAAUGGAAAAGGAAACGACGAAGCUCAAGAUAAGACAUCCCAGUCGAGAGAAAGUGAUGAUAACUCAACUGUGAAGACUAGACCUACCACUACAAAAGUGUUGACUCAGAAUAAAAAUAAAAGGAAUGAAAAGACUACAAACGCACCUACGAAAGUUGUAGAAAGGAAGCGCGUUGUAUCAUCAAAGCAAAACAAUCUAAAACAACCUGUAAAAAAGACGGAGGAUCCACCAAAAGUCCCAAGCAAUAAGCCGCCACGUAUAACUAAACCGCCAGUACCAAAGUUCAUCCCAGUCAAAAAGAAAUCACCGCCAAAACCACCUACAGAAGUAGCUGAGAAAGCUAAAGAUAUACCUCUGCCACAAGCUGAUGAUGAAGAACUCGCGUCUUUAUUUGCAGGUCUCACUGUCACAACUGAAGAGUGA
Molecule: messenger RNA, 1832 nt
Organism: Wallemia mellicola CBS 633.66
Lineage: Eukaryota; Fungi; Basidiomycota; Wallemiomycetes; Wallemiales; Wallemiaceae
Exons: 3
Coding region: 21-1832 (603 amino acids)
Biological process (GO): mitotic spindle assembly
Cellular component (GO): cytoplasmic microtubule; mitotic spindle; microtubule organizing center
Molecular function (GO): microtubule binding
Source: RefSeq, a predicted model, not a curated record